Messenger RNA from Urocitellus parryii (Arctic ground squirrel), 954 nucleotides. It is a transcript of the gene Prss48, whose product is annotated as serine protease 48. Gene Ontology annotation, molecular function: serine-type endopeptidase activity. NCBI's taxonomy places the organism in Eukaryota, Metazoa, Chordata, Mammalia, Rodentia, Sciuridae. The record is from RefSeq and is a predicted model, not a curated record. Gene Ontology annotation, biological process: proteolysis.
AUGCACCCUGCUGGCCCCGCAGUCCUGCUGCUCCUUCUGCUGGGGUCUUGCCCAGGCUCUUUUCAUAAAAAGAAAGGUCUGCAAUCAGUGUGUGGUCGACCUUCUCAUGAAGGCCGCAUCGUGGGUGGCCAGGAUGCUGCUGGGGGGCAUUGGCCAUGGCAGGCCAGCCUGCGCUUUUCCGGCGACCACGUCUGCGGAGGGUCCCUCAUCAGUGAGAGCUGGGUCCUGACAGCAGCACACUGUAUAAAAUCGUCCUGGGUUUCCUUUUACAGCGUGUGGCUGGGAUCCAACAAAGUACAGAACUCCCAGGGGGGCAAGGAGUACUAUGUGUCCCGAAUCAUCAUCCAUCCCAAACACAACACCACCACUGCAGACAUUGCCUUGCUGAAGCUGUCCUCCAGGGUCACCUUCACUCCUCUCAUCCUGCCCAUCUGCCUGCCCAAUAUCACAGGGCCACUGACACUUCCAGCCUCUUGUUGGGUGACUGGAUGGGGAAAAACUGAGGAAGAAUCAGAUUCUUACCCUUCUACUCUCCAGGAAGCUGAAAUACCCAUUUUUAACUACCAGGCUUGUGAACGACUCUUUAACCCCGUUGGCAUUUUCAUCCCAGGAUUGGAGCCAGUCCUUGAGGAAGACAAGAUAUGUGCUGGUGAUGUGAAAAAAAAUAAGGAUAGCUGCGUGGGCGACUCUGGAGGGCCUCUGUCCUGCAACAUCGAUGGUGUGUGGAUCCAGAUAGGAGUGGUGAGCUGGGGAAUGCAAUGUGGCAAACUUCUUCCUGGGGUCUACACCAAUGUCAGCUACCACCGAACGUGGAUUAGUGACUCUGUCUCAAGAGCUGAAGUGCCGGGUGCCAACCAUUUGGACUUAUCGGACUUCUUCCCUGCUGGACUCGUCUGCCUGGCCCUUCUGGGCCCCUCCUGGGCCUUUGGGCCUAAUGCUAUGCCAGAAGGAUAA